CAAAGGAUUACCAAGAUUUGUGCCACGCAUCUCCAUUGAAAUCCAUGAGACAAUAGAAUUCCACGUGCCUUUAAUGGAACCUCACGAAUUUCUCAAGACUAUCGAAACUGGUGUAAAGUUCAGGCAAACAUUUCUACAAGCAAACCUCACAGCAGGCCGUGUGGUUUACGGAUUUCGUACGCAACUUUAGAGCGUCUCUAAGUGUGAUUUAAUUUAAAAUGGAGGCCACCAUUUAUGAGGAUCAAAGCUUUCUGUUAGCAAAUAAAAAUUCCUGUGCUCAAGACAAUGAUAGAUUAUGGUUAAAUUUAACGACUGAGUGCAAGACAUCGGCAAGGAGAGACGAUUUUGAUAUCUCAGAUCUACUGAGAUCUCCGGAUAUCGGGAUUUCAUCGCCGGAUCUUGAGACGAUCGUUUGGAGAAACUUUCCUGAUUCUUGCGCAGUAAAAUUACAGUCAACAUCUCCUCCACCGCCAAUUUUUGCCACACAAGAAGAUUACUCCGCACAGAAAGUCACCGCAGAACAAGAGGUGUUUGCAAGGGGAUUUACCGACGCGCUUCAACGUUUGCGAGAAGAGAGGGAACUGCGUGAAGCAAGCAAAACUCGGACGCCCACGGAGGACGAAUCAAAUAAAGUGGUCGAUGACUCGAAAUGCACUUUCAUCUCUUACAGAUUUGAUUCAUCUUUCCGUUUGCCGUCUUUUCAAGAAACUUUUUUACCUGUUAGAUGUACGGGUGCUACAAUUAAAACCAAAGCAGAUCAAAACACGCAUAGAACUUUUUCUGAACGAGAAUAUGGACAACAGCUCGAGCGGUCGGAGGAUUCAGAAUGGUUUAAAGUGGAAACGUUAGAAGAAGGAUUCUCAGGACAACAACAGUGCCCAUAUAGCGACUGUUUGCUAAAUUCUGCCGAAGAAGAAUCGGACGAUUGUUCGACUAAUUCGCCUUUAUCUGAUUACACGGCAAAUGACUAUAGCGUCGGAGAUUUUGAAAUCGACCGCAGAGCUGCAGAUGACAUGGAUUUCCAAGAAGGCGUCCAUGCACAAGACAACUUUCAGCCACAUAACGAGUGGCUCUCAGAAGAACAACACAUGAUUCAGGACACCCCGACACCAAAGCACUGGCUAACAGUUCACACAAAACUCUAUAACAUGUCGGUCAUAAAGCAAGAGCCGAACAGUGUAGACGACCAGUCACAAUCAUCCAAAAUGCCUGACGUUCAGGGUUUCAUCAAAACGGAAAAAAAACGGCGGAAAAAUCGUCUGGCGGCGUGGAAAUGCCGUCAGAAAAAGCUUAUUCGUGAAUCAAGGCUCGAAACAACAGUGGAGGAGCUUUGUAUGGAAAAUUCAAGGUUGAUGGAAGAACUGGAAAAAUUGAAACGCAAAAGGCAGCAAUUGGAACAAACAUUUAUCAAGCAUGUGACAAGUGGAUGUGAGGAGGCCCAUGUUCAGUACACUGAAACAUUUAAUGGCGAAAGCUAAAGUGAAUGCCUUGAUAUAUUGUUCUUUCGCUGGUUUUUCACAUCAUAUCGUUCUUAAUCACAAAAGAGAACCUUUAAACAAAAAAACAUGACGGACUAUUGAGAAGCGAAAAGACAACCG
Molecule: messenger RNA, 1598 nt
Organism: Pocillopora damicornis (cauliflower coral)
Lineage: Eukaryota; Metazoa; Cnidaria; Anthozoa; Scleractinia; Pocilloporidae
Biological process (GO): regulation of cell cycle; regulation of cell population proliferation; regulation of transcription by RNA polymerase II
Cellular component (GO): transcription regulator complex
Molecular function (GO): transcription factor binding; DNA-binding transcription factor activity, RNA polymerase II-specific; RNA polymerase II cis-regulatory region sequence-specific DNA binding
Source: RefSeq, a predicted model, not a curated record